This is a messenger RNA of Venustampulla echinocandica, 753 nucleotides long. RefSeq lists its product as uncharacterized. The transcript has a single exon. Lineage: Eukaryota; Fungi; Ascomycota; Leotiomycetes; Helotiales; Pleuroascaceae. The coding region runs from base 1 to 753 and encodes 250 amino acids. The record is from RefSeq and is a predicted model, not a curated record.
AUGGAUGGCAAAAAGGUAAACCCCCUCCCUGAGGGGCGGUCUAACACAAUAUAUGAGGAAGAGACACGCGGCAGAGCACGAGAGCGACCGGCCGAAAGCAUCUCGUCCGGCACCAGGCCAUCUACGGCCUCGUCAGCCAGAACAGAUCUCUCUACGACUUUUGGAGCGAUCCUCCAGCCCAUGGAGGACGAGAGACGGAGGAAAGAGUUGGAUAGAACUUCUAGGCGUCCUACCUUGCCAAGCAAGGUAUUCGGGACCAUAAACUCGAGGGUGAACCCCCUCCCUGAGGGGCGGUCUAACACAAUAUAUGAGGAAGAGACACGCGGCAGAGCACGAGAGCGACAGGCCGAAAGCAUCUCGUCCGGCACCAAGCCAUCUACGACUUUUGAAGAGAUCCUCCAGCCCAUGGAGGAUGAGAGACGGAAGGAAGAGUUGGACAAGAAAACCGACAAGCUCCUUAGAACUUCUAGGAGUCAUAUGCUACCAAGCAAGGUAUUUGGGACCAUAAACUCGAGGCGGGGCCCUGGCGCCCCGCCAAGAAUAUCCCGAAAAGUAGCAGCUGGCAUGAAUAGGUUUUAUAAUGACUACAAAGAUGCUGAGCUAGGGGUAACGCGGCCCACUACUAUGCCUCACGAGGUUCCUCCUCGUGAGGGGAAGUUCAAGAAGGUAGCGAAGGACAUACUGACGCGUGCGAAGAAGGGCAUGUCUAAUAAUUAUGGGCAUGAUUCUGAGGAUGACCGGCCUAAAAAAUAA